This is a messenger RNA of Marasmius oreades (fairy-ring Marasmius), 951 nucleotides long. RefSeq lists its product as uncharacterized. Bases 1 to 951 code for a protein of 316 amino acids. The record is from RefSeq and is a predicted model, not a curated record. The transcript has a single exon. Lineage: Eukaryota; Fungi; Basidiomycota; Agaricomycetes; Agaricales; Marasmiaceae.
AUGUUCACAGCCUUCUCACAACCACUACUGACAGCUCACGUACUUCCGGCCUUUGGCAUACUUAGCACGCCACCAACAUGUAUCCACAAUUCUCCCUUCUGGAACCAUUUCCCUCAAUUUACGCCCCAGAGAUACCACUCCUUUCCCUACCUUCAUCCUACACUUGCCUCCCUCUAUCACCCUCUACCCCAUCGCUUUGACCACGGUCAAGCCAUCGUCCCUAGUUUCCAGCCUAACCAAGGACCACAAAUCCAACCAUUACCUGUCUUCAUUCCACCUUGUCAUUUCCAACUCUCACCGCCGCACACCUGGUACGGUCCGCUACCCUCAUGGCCAAGCCCCCCUCGCCGCUCUCCUACCGAACCCGUCGCGACCGUCCCCUGGCAAUCAGUCGCCUUACCACCCCCAACACACCUCCAAAUAACCCCAGUACUCAACCUUAACGAAUCCGCUCCCUAUUCACCUCACCUCAUAUGGGAUGUCACUCGCGAUCCUCGAAACUGCAUCCUCCUAGCCCGAAGCCCCUCAAGCCCUCUCGACUGGACUGCACCCGCAUUCAAUGUCGCCGUCACCGAACUUAUCCUUUGCUUCCGCAGUGGGUGGAUGCGAAAUAAACCUAUCAUCGUACGAAAUGUUCCUAGCGCCAGCGCCAGCGCCUUGUCUGUAGGGUUCAUUCUGGAUACGAUAUACCACCAUCUCAGGAACCCUCUAUCUGAUAUGGAUGUCAGGUAUCUUACUGGACAACCAGAAGAUCCUGAUGCGAUGGGAAUGCUGGUAGCAUCUCGGCGGUGGAGAGAGUCGUCUCGCCGAGAUGCAAACUCGGAAUCGGAAGGGUUUCUGUUUGUUGAUGCUCUGGGUCCGAAUAUAUAUUUUCAGGGACUUUGGGUGGUUGGUACUAAUGGACGCGGAUCGUAUACGGUGGAGAUUUGCACUUUGCCGAGGAUUUCAUGA